Linum trigynum is the source of this 5360-nucleotide messenger RNA. NCBI's taxonomy places the organism in Eukaryota, Viridiplantae, Streptophyta, Magnoliopsida, Malpighiales, Linaceae. The record is from the annotation of a GenBank genome assembly.
CUGUUUUUUUGCCUUUCAAUCUCUUUCCUUGUGCAGUUUCCUUGCCUUUGUCUUUGCUUUCCUUUCGUUGCUCUUCUUGCCCCCAACCCCUCAUAUCAAUCUUCUCCUUUCUCACCCCUUUUUUUUCUUCCCCAUUAUCCCUCUCCCUAAUCUCUUCCCCCUUUCCAUUCCUUCCUUCAUUGGUUCCGUUUCUCUCUCUAGCUCUUUCUCUCGGGCCUGUUGCUUGCGAUUCCCUUUUGGUGGGUGAGGUGGGGGGUAUUUUGGGCGUGCCGUUUUCUCCGCUUUUGCUUCUCUCAUCCGGCUUCGAGGAAGGGAGAACAAGGUCAGGCGACGAACAAGAAGAAGAGGAAGAGAACGGAUUCCUGCAUCUGUCUAUCGCUCUUCUUUCGUACUCUUGCCGGAGAAAUUUUCUGGGUUUUCUUCGGUUGGGUGUUGGAGCUUUUUCAUAUUUGAUUCGGUUGUGGCUUCUCCGCUUCGGAUUCUUUUAGAUCGGUCGGAGUUUCCUGCUCUCUCUUUGAUCGGUGAGCUGUUUCCCCUCGCUGUGGAUUGUAUUGCUUAGCUUGAUCAGUAGGCGGCGGUAGGUCGGAUUGAGAUUGGGUUUCAUCUGUGCGCUCUCUUUUUCUCGAAGUCUUCAGUAGUUUUUCCUCUUGUUUUUGGGUUGUUAUGAGCAUGGCAAUUCUCAAAAAUAAAUGAUUUUUGUUGUUCAAAAUCUUCGGAUUGUUUUGGUUUCUGUUUGUGUUUCCAGUUUUCGUCAUUCAUGAUGAUUGAGGAACUGGUGGUGUUUGGCUGAGAACUCCACCCAUCGGUGCCUUUGUUAGACCAGGCGAAGUGGCUCUGGUGAACAUUUCAAAGAAAUGAAUCUGCUUUUGUUGGAUGGAUGUGUUGUUUGUAUUGGCUGAUUGAUUUGGGGCUCUGUUUGUUGAUUGUGAGAAACAAUACUUUUGUUGAGUAUUUUGCCAGUAGCUUUCCAAUGUUUGGUUUGGGUCGAUUGUUUUUUUUUUAUAAUGCUGGUUUGGGUCGAUUGUUGCUUGGGUCCCUGUGUUCUCUAUGUGCCUUGUGGCUUCAGUGUUGCGUUUCUACCAAUAGAUGAGUCUGGGCAGAGUGCUUUUGCAUAAAAGAUGCGAACUUUACUUGCCAAUCCAAACCGUUAGAGAGGCCAAGCUUGAUUGUGAUCGCGUUGUUACCAAGUAAGAGCUCAUUGGAGCAAAGGGUAGCUUGUGGUGACAUAUAUGCAUUGAGUUUUGCUUGUUUGAGCUGACGUUUCAUAUUAAUUUUCUGCCCUUAUUGAAUGAAUGUGUCCUGCUCAAUGAUAAGAGUCUGUUGUCUAUCAGCUUUCAGUUUUGUGAAACAUUCUCUUCACUGGUGAGGUGUAUUAUGUGCUGUGUUCUUGCAUUGUGAAAAUGAUAAAUUCUCUGUGAUAUGAGUUCUUUGUUGUGUUCCUUGAGAGGAGUGUCUCUAACUAUGUUCUCUUUUGUUGUCAGGUCUUCAAGUGAAUCCAUUUGCUUUGGGGGGUUUCUGCUUCUGUUGACCUACAUUAUAUAACAUAUUUAGCCCUAAUGCAAGGGCAGAGGGGUAUAGUUGGCUCCUUGCCAGAGACUUUGGACUUUGACCAUGGAUCAGCAUCGGGUAAUCCCAUCAUGGACCAGCAACUUUGCUGGAACAACCUUAGAAAUCCUCCAGAAGAGCGAUUGUCAAACUUUAUGUUGUCUCCUGUUCACAUGAAUCCGUAUGCAAAUCCGAUUGACCAUGAACGGCAGAACUUGAGUCGGUGGAGCCUAGGUGAACCGAGUUCUGGCAGUGCAAGAACUGACAGAAGUCGAGAUAAGCAGAAGAUGGAACAUGGAUCAUCAUCUUCUUCAGCAGCAGCUAGCAUGUCUGCUGAUCCUAACCCAAGGUUAGAAGAAAGGCGUCAUGAACCAACCCAUAUGCUUUCAUUGAAUAGUGUCGAUGUCAAUGCCCAGUUUGUGCACAGCUCCAAUGCCAUUGGAUUUCCCCAGAAUCUGAACUUGAAUGCAGGGUUGGUGGGUCAGGGUGACGAUUCUAUGGGAAGCCACAACAUGGUGUACAAGCCUAGUGGUGCAGAACAUGCUGUUAGUGGUCCUGAAGAGUUUCUUCUCCCUUCUGGAAGUGGAGGAUACUUGAUGGGAGAUGAUGGCAGGCCUGGUUCUUCAUUUGAUGGGCGCCGUCAAUCAUGUAAAAGAAAAGCAGUAGAAGGACAUGGGCAGUCCUCUAUGAGUGGUGGUUCUAGCUUGUUUCAGCAUCCAGAAGGUAGUGGUGCAUGGCCAGGUGUUCCUCCCCGCCAAGUCAGCAGCAGUUUGAGUAUAUCAGCUGCUGCACCACCUGAGCAGGUGCAUCCCAGACUUGGAUUAGGUAUGAGAGGUCUUGGUACUGAAGGUAUUGCUGAUCCCAUUCCAUCUGGAGGAAGCUCACGUCAAAGAAAUUUUCGAUUGAGGAUAAAUCCUUCGCAUCAAGAAUCUGUUCCUUCUUCAUUGUUUUCUUCUGGCGGUGUUGUUAGGCAUCACUCGUCAAGACAUAAUAUUCCAGUUGAUCGUGCCUUGGAAUUCAGGUCAUCUUCGUCUGCUGCAGAGGCUCCUGUUACUCAAGUUCAGCCGGUUGUUAUCCCCGUUCCGGCUUUGCCACAAACUGGGCCACCAUUUAGGUGGAGUGAAACUUCUAGCUCGAGAGCUGGUAGUUCAUCAGGUGGUCCUAUCGAUUUUAGUGAUAGAGAUGAGGGAAGCUCGAGAAAUACUGCUAGGCAAUUAUGGGAACAUCCUAUGUUUGUACCUGCAACAGAGCCGAGAACUUCUGCUAGAAAUCAUGGGAAUCGGAACAACAUAGUUGGUGGAAAUAUGAGUGUACCUAGUAGCAAUGUUUCUUCUUCUGCAGCAUCCCGGAGUGGUGGAUCCAGUUCAGGUGUUCAUUUGUCAGCUCCAACUUGGGUGCCCCAUCAAAGUUCUUCUAGAAACUCGAGACGACUGGCGGAGUAUGUUCGGCGGUCGUUGUUUUCUUCUUCUGCUGCAGCUGGUGAUGAUCCUGGAACCCAGAGCAGUAAUAAUAAUUCUUCUGCCGCAGCAGAGAUGGUUAUACCUGCUGGAACUAGUAGUAACCAGGGGCAUCAUCAUCGAUCUCAUCCAAGAUCAGCACCAUGGCUUGAUAGACAGGGUGGUGAUGGUGUCCUUAGAAUCCCUUACCCCUUACGAACUUUAAGCGCCUCUGGUGAAGGUCGUAGCAGGCUUGUUUCCGAGCAGCUACGCAAUGUCUUGGAUCUCAUGCGGAGGGGAGAGGGCCUGAGAUUUGAGGAUGUCAUGAUCCUUGAUCAGUCGGUAAUUUUUGGUAUGGCCGAUAUGCACGAUAGGCACAGGGACAUGCGGCUUGAUGUUGAUAACAUGUCAUACGAGGAGUUACUUGCAUUAGAAGAGCAGAUUGGCAGUGUCAAUACCGGAUUAAGCGAAGAGACCAUAGGAAGUCAACUUAAACAGCGAAAAUAUUCAGCUGCUGUAGGGAGUGCCGCUGAGUCCGAGACAGAACCAUGCUGCGUGUGCCAGGAAGAGUACAAUAACGGUGAGGAGAUCGGAACCCUCGAUUGUGGGCAUGAUUUCCACACAGGCUGCAUCAAACAGUGGCUAAUGCUGAAGAAUUGGUGCCCCAUCUGUAAAACAACAGGGCUUGCCAGCUAAAUUAGGUACGUCCCCCGCAGAGAACGAAGAAAACAACAGAUAAGAGGCAGCAAUGUCACCCCACCUCCCCACCCGACGAAGAGAUUGGAAAUUGCAGAACAUGGGUAGAUUCGGGAUCCAGAAAAGAACAUUUCUUUGACUUCUAAUGGCUGGUUUGGUUCUCCAUGGGGUUAGGCACAUUGCAGACUCAGUUAGCAGUCAUACUCUCGUAGGCAAGGAGGGGAAGCUUUACUGCAUUUAUUUUCUCUCUUUAUUAUAUUUCUUCUUUUGUAUCUUUUAUGGUUUAAGAAGGGUGGGGGCGAAAGGAAAAUCAGUCUGCAGAUAGUUGGAUGGAUGAUAACAGCAGCUUGUAAAAGGAAAUGUGAAUCCAACAAGCUGCUUUUGGAUUUAUUCUGGAAUUGGGUGGACUUCAGGGAUGGAUGACUAUAUUUAGUUUUAAUUUAUGAAUUCUCUAUUGGAACGGAACAUUCGUUAUCAAUUCCUGUCGUCAUUUACUAUUUCGGAUAGAUUUGUGUAUUUUGCUUUGUUUUUGGUUAGAUAUGGGCGUUGGGCUUUUGACGCAUUUUGGGUCAGUGUUGUUGCACUUUUUGCCGUGUUUACGUAAGGGCAUAGAGGAAAACCAGAUUGCCGAAUUUGUUUGGACUAUACGUUGUUUAGGGUAGAUGCUUGAUUUGUGAAAUAGAUCUGAAAAUUGUAUCGGACAAGUUAGUGAAAUAGAACUUAUUUCAAUGUGGCUUGAUAACGGUACCACAAUGUGGGUGAAGGAGAAAAUGAUACACAUCAACUCAAGCAUUACAUGCGUGUGGUUUGGUUGGGUGAUUGUGGAUGAUAGGAGGUUAAAUGGAUUUGGUGGAUUUACAAGAUAUAUUCCAUAUGAUCACAUAAUUUCAAUAGAGUUAAACUUAAAAUGAACAAAAAUUAAACUAAAUGCUUAAUCCAUAAAUCAGGUGAAUCAUUUAUUUUACAAUAUUGGUAUUGGUAAUUUUCCACAAAUUACAAAAAUAAUACUCAACUGAUAAACAUGGUCUAAGCCUGAUAAUAACAAAGGUUCGAGAAGGCACUAGACAUAUGGCAAACAUUUUGGUCUUCUGUAGUGCCUCAUUCGCCUAGGCGUUGUGAGCGUAAAUUGCUUUUUAACCUAUAGUCGCAAAUUACAAUUUCAAAUUAAUGGAAGGAAUGAAGGACGAAUCGGGGGAAGACAACAAUAUUUUUUCUUCCAUUUGUCUACUAGUUAUGCUUAAGAGUACCUCCAAUUGCCUAAGCACACUCAAAACACAAUCCUUUGAUCGAAAUUGAGAGGAAUUUUUGUGAUUUGAAGGGUUUCAAUUUCGGUAAAGCUAUAUGUUGGAGCUUUGAUGGCUUGAGGUUAAAAAGUUGGGUGGGUCGUGGGUCAACCAUAGUCCACCUGCACCCACCCAAUAUUUUUUGAGUCACCUAUUUUACAACUCAUAUCUACCCAUAGGGGCCACUCACAUGAUAAUGGGUGGGUUGAUUGCGAGUGAAUUUGUGGGUUCAACCACCCAAUGCCUACCCCUAGUCGCAGUUAACUAAGGUAAUUAGUUAACAGUGAAAAAUGAAAAAAAAAAAUUAAGUAAUGUUGGAUCCUCCAAUAGCGGCUUAGUCACGAGUCAUUCUUUGCGUCUUGUGCAUAUUUUUGAAUCCUAAGAAAUUUGUACCUCAUUG